Molecule: messenger RNA, 531 nt
Organism: Rotaria socialis
Lineage: Eukaryota; Metazoa; Rotifera; Eurotatoria; Philodinida; Philodinidae
Source: the annotation of a GenBank genome assembly
AUGAACUACGUUUUUGAAUGGUUCAAGUUGGGAGCAUCCAGUGGUCGAGUGGUGGCUGGCGGUCACGAAGAAGGUAAUCAGACUAACCAGCUAACGUAUGUGACAAAAGUUAUCGUUGACAAGAAUGGAACCAUGUUUAUUUGUGAUCGUGAUAUCAUGCAAGUUAAACGAUGGUUUAAAGAUGCCAGUCAUGGGGAAAUACUUAUUGCGAAUAUUUCAUGUUGGGGACUGGCGAUCGACAACAAAGAAACCUUGUAUAUUUCUGACUUUGAGCAACAUCUUGUAAUUACAUGGCCUGGGGGCCAGGUAGUAGCUGGUGGAAACGGAGAAGGACAUGCGCUUAAUCAACUAUCAGAACCUAACCAUAUAUUCGUCGAUCAGGAUCAGUCAGUUUUCGUGACCGAUUUCCACAAUAACCGUGUGACGAAAUGGCCAACCGGUGCCAAAGUAGGCAUUGUUGUAGCUGGCGGUAAUGGACAAGGGGAUGACCUGAAUCAGUUGAACGGAAUAAAGUAUUCAAAAAUAAUGUGA